This is a messenger RNA of Leptidea sinapis, 3515 nucleotides long. RefSeq names its product organic cation transporter-like protein. Gene Ontology annotation, molecular function: transmembrane transporter activity. Bases 124 to 1677 code for a protein of 517 amino acids. The transcript is spliced from 5 exons. NCBI's taxonomy places the organism in Eukaryota, Metazoa, Arthropoda, Insecta, Lepidoptera, Pieridae. The record is from RefSeq and is a predicted model, not a curated record. Gene Ontology annotation, cellular component: membrane. Gene Ontology annotation, biological process: transmembrane transport.
AGUUGUUGGCAAUGUGUCACGUUUGGGUGUAAAUGGAAACAAGUUGUUAAUUAUAACUAUUGGUGAUGCCUUUGAGUGAAGUAAUAAUUAAUUAAUAUAUAAAACUUUGGAUCAAUACUCAACAUGGUAAAAAUGCUGUCUACAGAAGUAUCUAGCCCUAAAACAGAAGAUGGUAUCGCUAAAUUGAUUGGACAAUUUGGACGCUGGCAAUUCAUAGUGUUCUCAACAGUUUCUCUGGUGAAAUUGUCCUCAGGAUGGGUGCAAAUGGCAAUAUUAUUCCUGACACCACAGUUUACAUUUUGGUGCAGCGAAUUCAAAAAUACAACACUCACGGAUCUUACGGGAAAUACUGCAAUUUUAAAUGAAAAUUCAAAUACAUUUAAACAGCUCGAAGGACCGACAGUUGCAAAUUCGACUUGCUAUAAGAAUUGCUCAAAAUAUUCUUACAAUUUAUCACCGUUUGACAACACCAUAAUUUCGGAGUGGGAUCUAGUUUGCGAACGCGCAUGGCUGGCAAGCUUCACACAAAUGGUUUUACAAUUCGGUAUCUUGCUCGGCAGUAUCGUGUUUGGAUUCUUAUCAGAUCGAUACGGCAGGAAAAACACAUUCCUUGUCUCAAUAACCUCACUAAUCUUGUUUGGAUUCGCGAUUCCCUUCGCACCCGACUACAUAACGUUUACAGUCCUUCGAUUCUUCUUGGGAGUAGCAACUUCAGGAACCAUGGUCAUCUCUUUUGUGAUUGUGAUGGAAACGAUUGGUAUACGCUACAGGGAAUUACUGGGGUGCUUGUUCCAGAUACCAUUUAUAAUAGGUCAUAUGACUGUCCCGUUGUUCGCGUUCUAUCUGAGGAGUUGGGAUAGCUACAGUCUAGCCAUGGCUGUGCCACCGUUAAUAUAUUUGAUGUACUUCUUUGUGCUGACGGAAUCACCUAGAUGGCUAUUGAGUGUUGGCAAAACUGAUGAAGCAGCGAAGAUUGUGAAAAAAGCAGCUGAGUUUAAUGGCUUGCCAACAACAAAAAUCGGAGAGACCCUAAAUAAAAUGGCGGAGGAGAUACGCGCAAAAUCAGAUGAAGCGCGCGCGAACUACAGUGAUCUGAUGCACCCCACAUUGCGGGUGAAGACAAUCUGCUGCUGCAUCAUGUGGAUGGUGGUGGGACUCACCUUCUACGGCGUGAACCAGUUCAUCAGUCAGACCAGCCCUGACCCGUUUGUGACCGUGGCGGCUGCAGGGGCUAUACAGAUUCCAGCAAACCUAUUAUCAAUAUGCCUGAUCAAGUAUUUCGGCAGAAGAAUCCCCAUAGCAACAGCAUUUACUUUAGGAGGUCUGUGUAUGCUGCUGUUAGGCGUGGUUCCCCACACCUAUACUACGACCCUCACACUUGGCACGUUGGGAGUAAGCUGCAUCGCUAUGGUUGCCACUUCCAUAUACGUUUUUACAUCGGAACUGUUCCCAACUGUAGUCAGAAAUAUGUCGUUAGGUGCUUGUUCUACGUUUAUGAGGUUGGGUUCCAUGAUAGCGCCGUUCAUAUCGAACUCUGCUGUACCAUGGCUUCCGACUGUUAUAUUUGGCUUUACCCCUAUUGCUGCCAGUCUACUAUGCCUGUUCUUGCCUGAGACUAAAGGUAUCGCAUUAAUGGAUAGUAUAGAUAAGAAUGAUAAGAAAGACAAUGAUAAUUAAAUAAGUAUCAUAAUGAAGGUUUUGAGCAAAUAAAGCGAUAUGAACCAUAAAAGAUGUGGCUACAACCUCUUACAAAGAGAAUAUAACAAAAUUAUUGUGGUCACAUCAUUUUUACGAAUCGUAAUCCUGCGACAAUUGAAUUGCAUAUCUUUUAUUUAUCUUAACAUAUAAAGCAUCAUAAUAUAGCAUAGAAGAUAUGUGCAAUGUUAAAUCGGGAAUUUUUUAAGCUAUUGCAUAGCUUCUAUCGCGGGCAUUGAGCGUCGAGACCGAAUCCAGAAAUUCCGUAACGAAACUAACCUAACACUUACUUACUAGAUGUACAUAGAUAUUUCGCCACGGUCAUUAUAGUUGCCGUGGAACAGCGGUUAUCAUGUAUGCUUUUUGUGCAGAAGGUCCCAGGUUCGAGCCUGGGGUACGUCUUGAUUUUUUUUAAUUUCUUUAUUUUUUUUAUCACCUUUUUUUAAAUGUUGCAAUAAUGCAAUAGCUUUAUCGCGGCAGUCCCCGAGACACGUCUUUUUUUCUACAUUUAAUUCAAUGAAUAACACCACAAAAACAAAUAUGCACGUGUAUAGAUAACUUCAGUACGUAUUAUAUACCUACUUACCAUAAUCAAAGUACUUAUACGGCCCCAAAUAAGAAGAACAGCUUCCCUACUAGCGUUGAUCCACGCAGGCACCUAUCCUAAUAAUUGUGACAUGUACGACAAAGCUUUAAUCUUCUUGUUCAUAGCUUCGCUAACAUUAACGGCUUUUUACAAUAACCUAUGGUAGAUAAAUCUAUCCUUUUACGCUUACUUAUAUUUCAAUAACGUGUUGACAGAUUGCAUUGGACUAAAACUAAUAAUAUAAUUAUAUUGGACAUAACUAUGGAUAGAUAAGAUCUUGUCGUUACACAGUGAUAGCAAUAUAGGUAUCUGUAACAAGAGAUACGUUAUUGAAAACGGCUGUUAAUCUAUAAGACAUACGUAAACUUCUGUUAUAAUACCAUAUUAUUAAAAAGUCAAUAACCUAUUCAAUUUUUAUAGCUCAAAUACACAAACCUACUUGUGCAGCAGAAAAUAAUCAUUUUUAAAAAUAAAUUUAUUAUUGGAUUUAUCUAUACUAAAAUAAUUUGUAACGCAUAGAUUAAGAUUAAUUGGUCUCCGCUGUGCUCCAACUAGAUACCGCAGACGUAGUCGCACAGUGCGGCAAAUAAUACUACGCCCAAGUGCUCGAUAUACUCGAGCCAGUCUGUGACAAUGUGUGUGACGUUGAUGUUUCACAUGUUCUGUUAAACUUUGCUAAUAGUUGAAACUAAAAUGCUGGGUUGCGUAGUAAAACUUUGUAAAAAAAAUAAUAGUACAAGAAACACACAUAUCACCACUUAGUAUUUAGUAUUUUAUUAAUUUCAAUGUAAAAUAACACUAAACGUAUGUUACAAAAUUUGAAAGAUGCCAUUGUGUGUCAAGAUGCCACGUACACAAGCAUCUUAUAGUUGCCGUAAUUAAAAAGCUAUUGUUCUUAGGUAGUGUAUUAAUAUCUACUUGGAGCGCAGCGAAUACCAAUACUCAAUAUAAGUUGUAAGUUAUAUGAUGUUAUUAUUUGUCGAUAGGUUAUUGAAAUGUAAAUAAGCGUAAUAGGAUAGAUUUGUUUACCUCUAGUAAGUUAAACUCAGCAUAGAUAGAUAAUUGAAAACGGCCGAUAGACACUAUUUAUUUGACUGAAUAUGACACAGAAGAGUUAACCGGUUAUCUUAAAUUGACUUGGAAAUACCAUAUUUAUAUAGUAGCUAAGCAUUUGUACAAUAAUUAUUGUAAGGUAUAUUGUGAUAUUAAUUUUUAUUAAAAUUUAUGCAUAGAA